AUGGCUGUUAUCGACCUUAAUCAACCCGGCAUCGAGGUGUCACAAUUCACUGAUACCAGUGGUUAUGGUAGUACCCUUAUGAAAAUGCUUGUAUGGAUGCCCACCGAGGUAUUGCUGCCUCAGUCAGCCUUAGAGCAGUCAAGCAAUAUGAAUCGAUUAGUAAAAUUGCUCCAGCAAAGCGAAUUCGGGUGUGCUAUUGUAGGCGUCGGUCGCCAUUCUUUCAAUAAUCAAGAAGGUCUUGAAUACCUAAAGGCUUUGUGCCAUCCACACUAUCUCCCAUCAAUUUACGCUUUCCAAGAAAAAUACUACGGUCUGUCUGCUGCUGCUGCCUUGUUCAACUACCUAGAGACAACAAAACGGGUCUACUAUGCCCCAAAGUCUCUUAAAGUGGAUUUUCGCUGCUCCACUCAGGCGACAAUGCUGGAUGCUACAAGUGCAAUUCGGCUGGGUCUCGUGAGUCGUCUGGGUCGUGCAAGAGAAAGUCAGACACUAUUCAAGGCUAUCAAUCACACUUGCACCCUCAUUGGGGCACGUCGACUUAGAGGGUGCUUACUGGAACCUCCCAACGACUUGACUACAAUUACUUGUCGGCAAGAGUCAGUCACUGAGCUAAUCUCGAAACCCCAGAUUUUGCUUGAGAUUCAGACUGUGUUGGCGAAAUUCCCAGCCAUCGAUAGUCUCCUCUCAAUGUGUGUCCACCUCUCCGAGUUUCCCGCUCCUCGUACUGACCUACUUACUGGUACCGCUGCCUCUGCCUGCUCUGUUAUUACAUCUUCCUCAGGCGCUGCCUUUCGUCAGCGUCCAACUUCAUUAUCUGGCGAUGAUGCUGCGGAAGAAGAACUCCUUACACCCAGCUCAGACGUGGAACGAGACCAUCGACCGAAAAGACUGUGCACCGGCACUGCCUCAGCGUCGAACAUCUCCCCUUUGGCCCCAACCUCUAAUUUGGCUUUGAGGAGGAGGCUCAGCGAGAAAGAUAGUAGUGGCGCGACAUCAUCACUAUUUUCUGCUGUGUCAAUUGGCAAUAACGCUGAGUUACGAAUCACCAAACUGAUUGCAAUCAAACACAUGUUGGAUCUUAUUCAACCGCUCCAAGACGCCUUGAAGGGCACGUCCUCUGCUCUUCUAAAGACCUACCGAGAACCUGGUAUAAAUGUCCUUCUCGAUCUAACUCGACGUGCUUACGCCGAGCAAGUGGACGACAUAUCACAAUACGUAAAAGGUCUUGCCUCAGAGUACACUCUACCUCUUCGUGUGGGUUACAACAAGGCACGUGGCUUUUUCAUCCAAAUUCCUGAGCAGGCGCUCUGUCUACCACCAGCUCCGCGAUCGAGAUGCUUUGAAGCAAAGGCGACCUCAAAUUUGGUUUCGGAAUCAACAAAUUGUUCUAGAUCAAAUGGCCCCCAAUCUACAAGGUUUUCCAUCGGGACUCAACUCACCACGAAGCAUCCCAAUUUGCCCGAUGUGUUCAUCAAGGUGCAGGUGUCCAGAGGAUUAAUCAACUGCACUACAGCUGAGCUGGUGAAAUUAAACGAGCGCGUUAAAGGAUCUCUCAACGAGGUUUACCUGAUCGCUGACAACCUCGCUUGCAAGCUCAUUCAUGAUCUACAUCCCGAAAUGAGUCUCUUUUACCGCCUCUCUGAGGCCAUCUCCGGCCUCGACCUCCUCUGCUCUCUAGCCCGCAUCGUCGUCUCUGCUCCUCCUGGUCACUGUUUCGGUAAAUCUCAAAUUAUUACAGACAGGUCUGACACUUGUCCUGCACUCUUAGUGAAGCCUGUUUUUGGGGACACCCUGGCUAUUCAAGAGGGUCGACAUAUGAUCAAAGACCGGUUUAGUGAAUGUCUACCGGUCAGUAAUAAUACAAGCGGAAAGACCACGUACCUGACCCAGGUGGCAUUAAUGCAAAUCCUCGCUCAGAUUGGAGCCUUUGUGCCGGCCAAAUUUGCUGCGUUCCGAUUGACAGACAAAAUUUUCGUUCGUAUGGGGUGUCGGGACGACAUGUCCACGAAAGCUUCCACGUUUGCUCUGGAGAUGCGCGAGGUUGGUCACAUACUCAGAUCGGCGACGGAUAACUCCCUUGUAAUGAUUGAUGACCUUGGACUAAGCACAACUGACGAGGACUGUUUUACACUCAGCUACGCCAUCUGCGACGCCCUGGCAAAAAUGCGUGCCUUCUCUUUCUUCACCUCCUCUGAUGCCAGUCUUUCUCAAUUGCAAUUCAUUCACCUCAAUGUCGAGAUUUAUCAUUUUGAGGUGGAGACACGAGGUGCAAUUCAGGGAGGACAGCGAAUUUAUCAUUCGAGGAGAGCUGACUGUUCACUGGACGAUUCCUACAAAUCCACUUCUUUUAACGAUUCCUCCAUAAUGCCUGGGGAAUAUGAAGGUGCUCCAACAGUAGAUGGAACUGAGUGUGCGAAAGACGGUGACACACGUACUCUCUAUCGGUUCACGUAUAGGCUAAGGAAAGGUGUUGGUAAGAUAACGCAUUGCGUCAUUGAUCAAAUCGGAUUGACUGCGAUGGAUCCAGACUUAAUCAGCAUCACAAAAAAGUACUACAAUAUCUUAAUGAGCGGAAAAACCUCGAAAAUCAACAGUGUCACACACUCAGACGUCGUCAACGUCUCACACUCAACCACUGAUCCAGUAUCAAUAGCAGGAGUUGAGCAGGUGCGCCGAUCUGAAUCUGCGACCUCAAAGGGGGAUCAAGAGGAAGAGACUGAAACAGUUACGCAUCACAUCACUUCGGAGAAAAAUGAGGAGAGAGUGGGGAAGGUGGGAAAUCAAGUCUCUCCUUCUCUCUACCAGUCUUAUAACUUCUCUGAAGGCAAAGAGCGAGAUGCAAUCCCAAGGGCUCUGGUGAUUCGCAAUGGUGACCCAGAUCCCGAAAUUAUUUGCAAAAGGAGUGAAGCAAAUUGCAUGUUGGAUGGUAACAACUCAUGGUUGCUAUUUCUACAGGUUUUGGAGCACACAGAUCUCAACGUGGAUGUGGCUGAGAAUGCCCCCAGGCUGACGACCUUGACACCGCCCACUCAGCUACCUGCCAAUCAGACGUCCAAGAGUUGCGAGGAUUCUCAGAAUGGAAAGAACAGAGAUGAAGACUUCAGGCAGGAAAACGUAGGCGAAGCUGCUACGACCAGUCCUGGCGAAGUCACUAGUGAAGAAAGAGGAGUGACCAGUGUGGACCGAAUGGCGUACCGAUUGAUGCAGCAAGUGCAGAUGCUGGCAUGUGUGGUGCGUUACAUAGAGCGUGCAUCGACGUCAGCUCCCGAUGGGUCCACAAAUCAGAAGAAUAGGGAAGAGGAUGUGCGUGCCGCUCAACAGGAUGUCCUCCUCCACCUCGCCUUCCUUCGGGAUCGAUAUGCCGCUGUGUUGAAACACUUAAAGGAGGAUUAA
Messenger RNA from Hydatigera taeniaeformis, 3393 nucleotides. The record is from the annotation of a GenBank genome assembly. NCBI's taxonomy places the organism in Eukaryota, Metazoa, Platyhelminthes, Cestoda, Cyclophyllidea, Taeniidae.